GGCUACUCCCUCCCUGGGUGCAGUGUGAGCAGCGACCUGCUGGGGCACCGCUCGCCCUCCAGCCGCGUGGGGGGGGCUGCUGCUGGUUUCCCUCGAGCUUCUCAUAGGGGGGCCGCGUCUUGUGAGAGGGGAGCCUCUGCCCAAAGCCUCGUGCCUGUGCCUUGCCCCGGGCUUCAUGGAGCUGAGUGGAAGCUGGGAGGGUGUGGGAAACUGCAGGUCGCUAGGGAUUUUGUGGAGUAAUGUGGAAGAAAGCUUGCCCGGUUCUGGUUACUGCUUUACCUUGAAAGGCAGACAAGUAGGGACUUGGAGGAGGAGAUGCUGUUUGAUCAUCUCUGAAUAGACAAAUGCCGUAAAUGUCUGUAGCAGUGCAGAGUAUCCUCAGUGCUGUGAAGAAGCCUUGUCCCUUUCCUUUUUAGGUGGUAAAUGCUACAAAGAGUUGGAAGUUAGGGUGGUCGGGGAGGGGAGGUGCAUAUUACUUCUGCUAUCCUGUUUCCUUUCAGUUUAAAUUUGUUGCUUUUUUGCAAAUAUUUUUGUGUCCCAAGUGAUACAAGGUGGGGGGGUCUUAAAGAACUAGACUAGCAGCAGGGCUAGCAGAACUUGACUUGUGUCAGCUCAGGAAAAGGCUAUGUUCAGGGUGUGGCAUGGUGGGGAAGAGUGCAGAUGGUCCCCAGGAGAAUCGAAUUAAUGCAUCAGGGCUGGCUCAGGAGUGGCGGUGGGAGCUUCUGAUCUGGAAAACUAACCACUUAGAGGUCCUUAGUUCACUGGCUUUGAAGUCUUCCCAAAAAAAUACGGAGCGAGGAAACUAAGCUGCUAAAGGCUGUCUGAAUUGCUAGUAGGAUUUUGCAGUCUUUCUCUUAAUCUUCAUGGUGUAUUUGAGUGACAUCUUUCAGACUUGAUGCAUUUGUCACACCACCAUAGGAUGUCUAUCAAGUGAGCAACAGUCUUUCAAGGUAGUUCUUUGCCUUCUGUAUGGUGGAAAAGUCCAUACACCAUUCUCUCUUAGUGACUUGGAACUAAGUACAGUUUUCAGAUGUGCCUAAUGACUCAUGGACUCUCGGUUGUAGAAGUUAGUCAAACAAAUGUCUGAAUACCAAAGGGAAUUGGAAAUUCGGUUUCAACUUCACACUACUGUGAUGGUGUAUCAAACGAGAAGACUUGGUCUUCAGAAGAACAUACUUACAAGUUGAAUUUCAAACAUUGGGUUUGAGUGGGACAAACUUUUGGAGAAUGUGCAUUGUUUGAUCAUAAGUGUGACAAAAACUGACAAGCAGGAAGCUUAUGUACUCAGUGAGAGUAGCAUGUUUGUCUCCAAGAGACGUUUCAUUUUGAAGACAUGUGGUACCACCCUCUUACUGCAAGCACUGGUUCCCCUUUUGGAGCUUGCCAGAAAGCACAGUGGGUUUGACUCCAUUCAGAGCUUCUUUUAUUCACGUAAGAAUUUUAUGAAGCCUUCCCACCAGGAGUACCCACAUAGGAAUUUCCAGGAAGAAGUAGAGUUCCUUAAUGAAAUUUUCCCAAAUGGAGCAGCUUAUUGCAUGGGGCGUAUGAAUUCUGAUUGCUGGUACUUGUACACUCUGGACUUCCCAGAGAAUCGGGUAAUCAAUCAGCCAGAUCAGACACUGGAAAUUCUGAUGAGUGAGCUUGAUCCAGUAGUUAUGGACCAGUUCUACAUGAAAGAUGGUGUUACUGCAAAUGAUGUCACUCGUAUGAGUGGAAUUCGUGACCUGAUACCAGGUUCUGUCAUUGAUGCUACAAUGUUCAAUCCUUGUGGGUAUUCAAUGAAUGGGAUGAAAUCAGAUGGAACUUAUUGGACUAUUCACAUCACUCCAGAACCAGAGUUUUCUUACGUUAGUUUCGAAACCAACAUAAGUCAGACAUCCUAUGAUGAUCUAAUUAGAAAAGUUGUGGAUGUAUUCAAGCCGGGGAAAUUUGUGACCACCCUCUUUGUUAAUCAGAGCUCUAAAUGUCGUACUGUGUCGUCUUCUGCCCAGAAGAUUGACGGGUUUAAAAUUCUUGACCGCCAGAUUGCUCAGUUCAGUGAUUAUAAUUUUGUUUUUACAAGUUUUGCCAAAAAUCGGCAGCAACAGCAUAGCUGAUUAAGAAUGAAGAAAAAACGCAAAAAGAGAUCCCGUAUAGAAGGUGGUGGCUGCUUUCUAGAUAAUGAUUCAGGGGGCCAUGCUUUCCAUUCCCACCAUCUUGUAGUUGCGGAAAGCCCUAGAUGUAAUCAUAGUAUAAUCAUUUUGAAUUGUAUGCAUUAUUAUAUCAAGAAAUUAGAUAACUUGCAUGAAUGCUCUCUUCUGUGUUUAGGUAUUCUAUGCCACUCUUGCUGUGAAAUUGAAGUGCAUGUAGAGAAAUCUUACUAUAUGAGACAUUACAACACUUGGAAAAAUGAUUCAAAUAGGAUUAUGCGCAAUACAGUUUUCCUCCAGGUAUCGCCAAAAAUUCCCCACAGACAAGGCUUUCGUCCUCAUUAGACUUUGGCCUCAGCCUACUCAGUGGGACAGUUCUUUGUUAAUUUGCCACCAGGUACUCUUCAUCUGUGCUCUAAUACCAGUUUCUAGGCCACACUUCUUGAUUUUAAUUUUUUAUUAUUAUUUAUUUAUUUUUUAACCAGUAUGCUCUCUAAUGGAGCUGACUUCUAGUUCACACUUCAGUGUUUGAAGCAAAGUUCCUUCACCUGAUACAGUUAAGAAAGACAGAAUACAGAGUACUACAGGUGUUGGUGGAUUUUCUUUUGAGGCAUAAAAUUGCUUAUACUUUUAGUCCUCAAACUCAUGGGAUUUUGUUCAGAAUGACUAAUGGACAAUAUAUAGCAACACUGGAUUAAUGCACUAGCUGUUCAUUUCUAGAAACCUGAGUUGACAUUAAAUUCAGGUCAUGAUUUGACAACCUCCUUUGUCCUUUUUUUAUGCCAAAGUUGACACUUGUCCGUGUUUCCAAACCACCACACUUAUACAUAUGGCAACCUAUACUCCCAAAGAGGUCAGAGUUAGAAUACAGGUGCUUUGGUAGAGUUGUAACAGUUUUGUACAAAGUACUAGUUCAGUCAUGAUUCAUUGCUUAUUUUCACUUCUGUAAUUGUCAAUUUUAAGCCAUCUUUAAGAUUGACUUCCUAAGAAGCUGAUGCUGUUAAAUCUACCCAUAGGUAGAACCUAGCAAAAAGAUAGUGGAAUUUACCAGGCUGGGUAUGUUGCUCAGUUUGGAUUUAUUAAUAAUUACUACAUUAAUUGCCAUUUCUAACUAAAGAAUGCUUCUAAACUGGUCCAAAUGUCCCUUCACUUUGUUCCAAGCAAAAUCAAUGCCUCUUGUGACUGAAAGUCCUGUAACAUUGUUGUGCAUGUGACUUAUGCUGUAUUGAUGGUGUUGUGACUUCAUCUGUUCCUCCUAAUUAAUGAGGUGAUUUCUUUUACUAUGACUUGAGGGCAUUAAGUAAAUUACUGCAUAGAACAAGAGCUGUCUGGGACACCUGCACAGACAGUGAGGUAGAAUGCUAUUCAUAGAAUAUAAAUAAUUCUAGAAGUCACUUAAUGGGUAUUGACUAAAAUGUAGGCUUUAAACAGUUGGCAAACUUGCAGCUGUGUUUGCAGAUACUGUGGGAUUUUUGCAGCUGCAAGACUAGCAAGUCAACUACAAAUUUGACACUUUCCUCUGUCCUUGAAAUAUUGUUUUGACUCUGGAUUGAUGAAAUGGUGGGGUUUAUUUUGUUCCUUCUGUAUUUAAAAAUGAAGCACUUUCUCCCUUUUUUCUUUAGUGUUUCUAUACUAAAAUCCACUUGGUGGGAAAUCAGGUGGUUGGAACAGUUUUGAUUUUAUAUUUUAAGCAUAUUGGUGAUUUAAAGAUCUCUACCAAUACUAUCAGUUAUACUGUAAAUGGCACCUAAUGAUUGCUGGUGCCUUACUGAGGACCAAUUUUUUUCAGUGUUUCUUGUUGAACAGUGUCCCAACUGAUCUUGACAAUUUGUUGGCUUGAGGUCCUAUAAUGCAAGUAAACAGAAAAUCCCAUUUUUCUGAGAAGUUGGAAAAAAUACACACUUUCUAAAAACAAAGCCUUGGCUAGAAAAAAACGAAAGCUGUUUGAAUGAAUUUAUUGAACUAUAUAGGGUGAUCAGGAGAGGGGAAAGCAAGGUGUUAUAAUUUCUCUCUCUGUGGUGUUAGGCUUUUAUCAUUUAAAAAUAUCUGUACCACAACUUAAUGCUUCAAUAAAAGUUUGCUUAAUAAAUUGUUUCUAGUGAUGAUACAACAUCUUGCACCAUUUUUGUACUGCUUAUAUUAACCUACUUCAGCUUGAAAUCAUCCCGUGUUUUUUAACUUCUGCAGUUUAAACUUACUUUGCCUUUAGAAAGGAUAAAGUCUGUUCAGCAUAAGAUGCAUACUGGUAGUCUAAAGUGAAUUGGCAUGUGAAAGCACAAAACAAAUGAGAUGUUAACCUGCUCUGAAGUGGGUUAAACCCAUUCAUUCUAAAUAAAUACAUAUCCCAUUA
Messenger RNA from Alligator sinensis (Chinese alligator), 4479 nucleotides. RefSeq names its product adenosylmethionine decarboxylase 1 (gene AMD1). Gene Ontology annotation, cellular component: cytosol. Bases 1299 to 2096 code for a protein of 265 amino acids. The transcript has 10 exons. The record is from RefSeq and is a predicted model, not a curated record. Gene Ontology annotation, molecular function: adenosylmethionine decarboxylase activity. NCBI's taxonomy places the organism in Eukaryota, Metazoa, Chordata, Crocodylia, Alligatoridae. Gene Ontology annotation, biological process: spermine biosynthetic process; spermidine biosynthetic process.